AUGGCGGGCAUGGGCGAUGGAUACGUGGGCACGGCGGCGGACGCGGUGCGGAUUCGGCGGCUGGAGAAGCAGCGCGAGGAGGAGCAGGCGAAGAUGGAGGAGUUGCGGAAGAAGUCGUCGCAGGGCCUGCAGGGGCUGCUGCAGUUCGGCACCGCCACCUCCGAGACGCUAGAGACGGCGUUCAAGAAGCAGACGGUGGGGCUCGUCACGCGCGAGCAGUUCGUUGAGAAGGUGCGCGGGGGAGGGGAGCAUGGGGGGCAUGGGGGGCAGGAAGGAAGCACGCAGGGGGCAUAG
Messenger RNA from Closterium sp. Naga37s-1, 294 nucleotides. NCBI's taxonomy places the organism in Eukaryota, Viridiplantae, Streptophyta, Zygnematophyceae, Desmidiales, Closteriaceae. The record is from the annotation of a GenBank genome assembly.